AUGGGUUACAGUCAAUGGGACUGGAUUCUUGGAGGUGUCGACUCGCUUCCACAAAUCAGCAUGGAGUGCCCAGCAGAAGGCAAUGGUGCUUCCUAUCGUGGUUGGAAGCACUGGCGUGGUACCUUUUUCUUGGGUGCAUACAUGGAUAAUCAACAACAGAAAGGCAUGCAGCCUCCCUACAUCAGGCUCGUGGACGGGGCGCUUCUUCCUGCGCCACUGAUGGGUGACAAGGUGGAAUGGUUGAAGAGACCUCUCUCGCCUGGUGAGGUGACGAACAUCUUGAAGGGUUUCCUGCAGUGUUCAGAUCACAACUUGACCAGCCACAGCUUGAAGGCCACGACAUUGAGUUGGGCUGCUAAAGCUGGAGUACCCAGGGAUCAGCGUAGGAUCCUGGGGCGCCAUGCAGCUGCAGUUAAAGGUGCUGAUUCUUUUUACAGCCGUGACAUGAGCAUUGGGCCGGUGAAUUCACUGCAGAAGGUUUUAGCAAUGAUUCGUGAUGGAAUUUUUCACCCGGAUGCUACACGUGCAAACUACUUCGCAUGCAGCCCACAGGCUUCUGCCAGCACCCCAGCUCAUGUUGUCAUGCAGCCGUUCACACCAGCAUACUUGGAGAGGACACAACCUGCAACACCAGGGAUUGCACCGUUGACCCCAAGAGUUGCAGAAGCAGGACAACAACCUUCGCAGUUGAAAUCAAGAGAAAAGGAAUGGGUUGUUGCCAAUGACGCUGGUGACAGGCAUGUCAUUGAAAUUUCAUCUGACUCCAGCAGUGAAAGCCCUGAAAGUGAAACUUGCAGAGACACCUCAAGUGUUGCAGACACCAUUGACUUGGAGGAUGAAGAGCAACCAGCUGUGCCAGUUGACGCAGGUGUAGAAGAACGAGAAGUGGAAAUUCUGGCCAGGAACUUAAAAACAAAAAUUAUUCACGAGUGCCGCAAUGACGCGCAUGUUUCAAUUUGUGAUCAGAGCUCUUAUGACGAAGUCAUGAUUGGAGCUUUGACCUCGUGUGGUCGUGUCAUGACGAGCAGCUACAAACUGGUGUUUGGGCCCUUACGACUGGACUGCAAAGUGCAGAAUUUGUUUCAAGGGCAGACGGGCAUCUUAGACUUGUGUCGUUUCACAGCCGUGGUUUGCAUGACAUGUCUUUGA
Molecule: messenger RNA, 1149 nt
Organism: Cladocopium goreaui
Lineage: Eukaryota; Dinophyceae; Suessiales; Symbiodiniaceae
Source: the annotation of a GenBank genome assembly